CAAGCAGGCGUUAAUAGUGAGUGAGCGCUGAGGUGAGCGGUGCAGCCAUAUUGCCGCGCUUCGAGUUCAGCAGAGGGGAGUAACCGCGGCUGCAGCCUUGCCAUAGAACCAUCUCAUCUCAAAUCCCACUUGCUCUGGAAGGCACUGUGGAAACGUCAUCUCGUAGGCUAUCCGAGGUAUUUGGAAACCAAAGGUACAGYUCCGCGCACAGACCCAGGAGAAGGAAACAAAAUGCCUAAAGCUGUCAAUGUUCGCGUCACCACCAUGGACGCUGAGCUGGAGUUUGCCGUUCAGCCCAGCACCACUGGCAAACAGCUCUUUGACCAGGUGGUAAAGACCAUUGGCUUGAGGGAAGUCUGGUACUUUGGCCUUCAGUAUAUGGACGCCAAAGGAUACCAUACCUGGCUGAAGCUUGACAAAAAGGUGUCGUCCCAGGAUGUGAAGAAGGAGAACCCGCUGCAGUUCAAGUUCCGCGCCAAGUUCUUCCCCGAGGACGUCUCUGAGGAGCUGAUCCAGGACAUCACCCAGAAGCUGUUUUUCAUGCAGGUGAAGGAGGGCAUCCUAAGCGAUGAGGUCUACUGCCCCCCAGAGACCGCCGUGCUGCUGGCCUCCUACUCCGUCCAGGCCAAGUUCGGAGACUUCACCCGGGACCUCCACCGGCCCGGCUACCUCACCUCAGACCACCUGCUGCCCCAGCGUGUUCUGGAGCAGCAUAAGUUGUCCAGGGAGCAGUGGGAGGAGAGGAUCCAGGUGUGGCACGAGGAACACCGUGGAAUGCUCAAAGAGGAUGCCAUGCUGGAGUACCUGAAGAUCGCCCAGGACCUGGAGAUGUACGGCGUCAACUACUUUGACAUCAAAAACAAGAAGGGGACCGAGCUGUGGCUGGGUGUGGACGCCCUUGGACUCAACAUCUACGAGAAGGAAGACAAACUGACCCCGAAGAUUGGCUUCCCCUGGAGCGAGAUCAGAAACAUCUCCUUCAACGACAAGAAGUUCAUCAUCAAGCCCAUUGACAAGAAGGCCCCGGACUUUGUGUUCUACGCCCCUCGCCUGCGCAUCAACAAGCGCAUCCUGCAGCUGUGCAUGGGCAACCACGAGCUGUACAUGCGCCGCCGCAAGCCCGACACCAUCGAGGUGCAGCAGAUGAAGGCCCAGGCCAGCGAGGAGAAACACCAGAAACAGUUGGAGAGGGCCCAGCUGGAGAACGAGAAGAAGAAGAGGGAGGCCAUCGAGUUAGAGAAGGAGCAGAUGGAGAGAGAGAAGCAGGAGCUAAUGAUGAGGCUCUACCAGUUUGAGGAGAAGACCAAGAAGGCAGAGAAAGACCUUCAGGAGCAGAUGCAACGUGCCAUGCAGCUGGAGGUGGAGAGGAGGAAGGCRGAGGACGAGGCUGCCCGCCUGGAGGCUGAGCGUCAGGCCGCCCUGCUGGCCAAGGAGGAGCUGGCCCGUCACGCCCAGGACCAGAUGCACAACCAGGAGCAGCUGGCCGCGGAGCUGGCCGAGCACACGGCUAAGAUCGCCCUGCUGGAGGAGGCCAAGAGACGCAAGGAGGAAGAGGCCGACACGUGGCAGCACAGGGCCCAGGAGGCCCAGGAAGACCUGCUGAAGACCAAGGAGGAGCUGCACAUGGUGAUGACGGCUCCUCCUCCUCCGCCCCCUCCCCCCAUGUUUGUGGAGGAGCCCAUGUUCGUGGACAACCACGAGGUGACGACUCCGGCAGAGGAGCAGAACGACCACGACAGCGAAGAGAACAACAGCACAUACAGCGCUGACCUGCAGAACGAGGGCUUCAACGACCACCGCCUGGAGGAGGAGCGUCUCACUGAGGCUGAGAAGAAUGAGCGCGUGCAGAAACAGCUUAUGGCCCUGAGCUCGGAGCUGGCCCAGGCACGUGACGACACUAAGCAUACCCAGAACGACCUGCUCCACACAGAGAAUGUGCGCGCCGGCCGGGACAAAUACAAGACCCUGCGGCAGAUCCGAUCGGGCAACACCAAGCAGAGGAUCGACGAGUUUGAGGCCUUAUAAGAGGGCCCUUCCUUCCUAGGCCACGAGGGCCUCACAGCCACGUACCCUUUCUGAAUAGUGUCUGAACUCAUCCCCUCCACUGCUACACGCACACGCAGAYACAGACACACACACGCGCAGACACGGAGACAGACACACAUGCACGUGAGUGCACAAACAUUUGACAUUUUAGUCAUUUAGCAGACGUCCUUAUCCAGAGCGACUUACAUUUAGUGAAUUCAUCACACCUACAAGAGCAGUAUAAAGAGUGAGUGACACACUUUUACUACAGUAGUUACUCCUUAGCUCCCUAACUUACUUCUUUAAUAAACUGUCAGGCGGGGGGGGGGGGGGCUUUUCAAAUUCGUGUGUGAAAACGUACUAAUGCCAAAUCUUCUUUCCUUUUAGCAUAACAAAUCUUCUUUGUGUUUUGAUUGUAAUGUAAUUUGAUGCGAUCAAAUCAAUCACCAUUGUUUUUAACCAAAGGUGUGAUAAUGAGUAGUGGCACUAAACCCUCACUUUUGAUGUUUCGUAAAUGUUGUGUGAAUGUUGAAAAAGGGCAAUAUGUUGUUUUUCAAAGGGACCACUCGGAAAGGGGGAAAAUACAGUAUAAUGAAACUCUUACACUCAGAAAAGUGUACUAUGUUCUGUUUUUCCAUUAUAUUUUGAACACUUCAUUUAUGUUUAAUAUUGUAGCUUGCAAAUCAUGAAUAGUUUAAUAUUUAUACGGUAUAUGGAUCAUUUAAUCUUGGUUUGUAUAUUUUUGCUAUUCUAAUGAUCAUGAGAACAUUUUACAUGUAUCAAAGGUUCUAUAUCGACCAAAAUAAUUGUUUCAUAAGGUUUUCUUUUAGAUCAUUAAAUUAAAGAGAUUUAUUUGUAUAUUA
This is a messenger RNA of Salvelinus sp. IW2-2015, 2888 nucleotides long. RefSeq names its product radixin. Lineage: Eukaryota; Metazoa; Chordata; Actinopteri; Salmoniformes; Salmonidae. Gene Ontology annotation, cellular component: adherens junction; apical part of cell; filopodium. Gene Ontology annotation, molecular function: actin binding; cell adhesion molecule binding. The record is from RefSeq and is a predicted model, not a curated record. Gene Ontology annotation, biological process: regulation of organelle assembly; positive regulation of protein localization to early endosome; regulation of cell shape.